Messenger RNA from Saxophila tyrrhenica, 1299 nucleotides. It is a transcript of the gene SGT1, whose product is annotated as Cochaperone protein. The coding region runs from base 1 to 1299 and encodes 432 amino acids. Gene Ontology annotation, molecular function: protein-folding chaperone binding. Lineage: Eukaryota; Fungi; Ascomycota; Dothideomycetes; Mycosphaerellales; Extremaceae. The transcript has 2 exons. The record is from RefSeq and is a predicted model, not a curated record.
AUGUCAAUUCACACAGGCAAGCUUGCUACAAACGUCUGGCAUAACACUACUUCAACACGCGAACAGCAACAUCAGAUCUCCAGAACUCUCUGGACUUCACUCGUCAUGGAAUCAGCCGCCAAAGGCAAGCAGGCGUUGGCGAACCAAAAGUACCAGGAAGCAGUCGAGCUCUACACUCUCGCACUCAAACAGUCGCCAACCUCACCCGACUACCUCAUCCACCGAGCAACCGCCUACCAACGCUCUCAAGACUAUGCAUCAGCCCUCAGCGACGCAGAGAAGGCGGUCGUCUGUGCGCAGAAGCGUGCGAAACGUGAGUUGAUCGUCGAAGCACAAUUCCGCAGAGGAUGUGCGCUUCAUUGUCUGGAGAGAUAUGGCGAUGCGGCAUUUGUGUUUGGCGUGGUCAAGAGGAUGGACGAGAAGCACAAGAUGGUGGCAACGUGGAUCGGUAGGAACGAGAUGUCGUUGAAGAAACUGGAGGAUGGGGAUGCUAGGAAGCAGUGCACGGUGAAGGAGACGCCGGAGGUGUCAGGAGAUGUUCUGGAGGAGGUCGCAAAUGCUCCGACGUCCACCUCAACUUCACAGCCUGCCGCACCGCAGCAGACGCCAGCUGACAAGAUUCGACAUGAGUGGUAUCAAAACUCGGAGAAUGUAUACUUCACACUCCUGGCCAAGGGCGUGCCGAAGGACAAGGCACAAAUCGACAUCCAGGAGCGCUCGAUCAGCAUCUCCUUCCCACUCGUGACAGGCUCAUCCUACGACUUUACGCUCGAUCCACUCUUCGCCCCAGUCAUCCCAGCGAAAUGCAUACCUCGCGUACUACCAAGCAAAAUCGAACUCGUCCUCCAAAAGGCCAAUUCAGGCCAGAAGUGGAGCGCUAUCGAAAGCAGCGAGCCAGCAACCACCACAACCACCUCCAGCACUGACACCACGAACGACGCAAUGAAACAAGCCGUCCUAGGCAACACCACCACCAGCCCUCCCUCUUCUGGCCCCGCUUAUCCUACCUCCUCCAAAUCCGGCCCGAAGAACUGGGACAAAGUCGUCGAGGACGCCCGCCGCGCCGACAGCAAAGGUGACCACUCUCUUGGGGAUGAUGACGAAUACGAAGGCGGCGACGAGUCCAACUUCUUUUUCAAGAAGCUCUACAAGGACGCGGACGACGACACGAAGAAGGCGAUGAUGAAGUCGUACACUGAGAGCAACGGGACGGCACUUAGCACGAACUGGGAGGAGGUGAAGAAGGGCAAGGUAGAGACUUCGCCGCCGGAUGGGAUGGAGGCGAAGUCUUACUCGUGA